Dictyostelium purpureum is the source of this 834-nucleotide messenger RNA. RefSeq lists its product as uncharacterized. NCBI's taxonomy places the organism in Eukaryota, Evosea, Eumycetozoa, Dictyosteliales, Dictyosteliaceae. The annotation marks the transcript as partial. The record is from RefSeq and is a predicted model, not a curated record. The transcript has 2 exons. Gene Ontology annotation, molecular function: transferase activity.
AAAAUGAAUAAAAAAAUUCUAGUUUAUGUUUUUUGUGGUCAAGUAAUGAGGUAUUAUUAUUCCUUUUUUGAACUCUACCAAAAAGACCCUUUAGUUAAAGAAACAAUAGAUACUAUUGAUAACAAAUUAAAAGACUAUUUGGGUUAUUCCGUUUGGGAUAAAAUUAGAAGAUCAAAUAUAGAAGAUAUAUCAAUUUUCAAAGAACAAGUUUUGGGAAACUCACUAUUGUUUAUUACCCAGACUGUUAUAUUCAAACUAUAUAAAAGUAGGGGAAUAACCCCAGAUUAUAUCAUAGCAAUUAGUUUAGGUGAAAUUUCAGCUUCAUAUUGCACCGGAAUGAUAACUUUAGACAUGGCAAUAUAUAUUUUGGUAAAUAGAGCAAAAUUAUUAAAUGGAAAUUUAAGAGAAAAUGUAAUUUAUAAAGUGUAUGCAGAUAAAGAUUAUUAUAAAACACUAUUAAAAGAGUUCCCAAAUUUAGAGGUAGGUGCUCAUACAUCAGAUAUCGACACUAUACUAUGUGGUUUAAAAAUAUCUGAAUGUAAUGCAUUUGAAAAAAGAGUUUCAAAAGAAAAUGUUAAAUUUUCAAAAUUAUUAGAAAGAUCAAGUUUUCAUCACUCCUCGGUUGAAGAUAUCAAGGAUGAAAUUAUAAACCUAAAAAUAGAAUCUGGACUACCAAAUAUAAAGCAAUUUUCAUGUUUAAAUGGGAAAUUAUUUUCAUCUUCAUUUUUAUACAACAGCCAAUAUCUAUAUGAUCAAAUGAGGGGUAUGGUAGAUAUAAACACAACUGUAAAAAGUCUAUUCAACGAAAUCAAAAACUCAACACAUACCACAAAU